AUGAGAAUUUGUAGCUCAAAAUUUGCCAUCAUAAUCUGCCUAACAUUGAUUUUUCCACUCCCUACCUUGUCCCAGAAAACUGCGGUCAAUGUUUGGCCUAAACCAAGGCUGGUUUCAUGGCCAAAACCACUAGCCCGAUUCCUUUCUUCAAACUUCACCAUUGAUUCUCCUUACCAUCAACACCUUGCAACGGCCGUCACCCGCUACCUUGGCCUCGUCCGGACCGAGCACUACCAUCCCCUCAUCCCACCUUCCGUCAAUGUUUCCGCCUCGGUCCCUCCUUUGCAAACUCUUUCAAUUGAUAUAACCGAUCUCGUUGCGCCCCUCCAGCACGGGGUCAUUGAGACCUACUCCCUCUCCAUUUCCGAAGUAGGAGAAACAGCCUAUUUGACAGCCGAGACGGCAUGGGGCGCAAUGAGGGGUUUGGAGACGUUUUCGCAGUUGGUAUGGGGCAAUCCUUUGGCUAUCCCCGUCGGCUUGAAUAUAUGGGAUGCUCCCUUGUUUGCACACAGGGGACUCAUGUUGGAUACAUCAAGGAAUUAUUAUGAGGUGGAAGACAUAUUAAGGACUAUUGAGGCAAUGAGUGCUAACAAGCUUAAUGUAUUCCAUUGGCAUGUUACCGAUUCGCAAUCGUUUCCUCUAAUGGUGCCUUCGGAGCCGGAGCUCGCUGCCAAGGGAUCCUAUGGUCCUAACAUGAUAUAUUCUCCCUCGGAUGUGGUUAAGAUUGUUCAGUUUGGCUUGGAACAUGGGGUCAGGAUCCUACCAGAGAUUGACUCACCUGGGCAUACAGGAUCAUGGGCAGAAGCCUAUCCGGAAAUAGUUGCCUGUGCAAACAUGUUCUGGUUGCCGGGAAAUGACAUGGCCGACCGACUAGCAGACGAGCCGGGAACCGGCCAGCUAAACCCCUUGAACCAGAAAACCUACAAAGUUCUUGAGAACGUAAUUCGCGAUGUAACCAAUUUGUUCCCCGAAACAUUGUACCAUGGUGGAGCGGAUGAGAUAGUUCCUGGAUGCUGGAAAGCUGAUCCAACCAUUCAAUCUUUCCUUUCAAAUGGUGGAACCCUCAGCCAGCUCCUUGAAAAAUUUAUCAACUCUACUUUGCCUUACAUUAUAUCCCUCAAUCGUACCGUGGUCUAUUGGGAGGAUGUUCUAUUAGAUGAUGUUGUGAAAGUGGACUCCUCAUUUCUUCCAAGGGAGCAUACCAUCUUACAAACAUGGAACAACGGCUCGAACAACACCAAAAAGAUUGUCCAAGCCGGGUAUCAGACGAUCGUAUCGUCUUCGGAAUUCUAUUUUUUGGACUGUGGCCACGGAGAUUUUCUGGGGAAUGAUAGCCUAUAUGAUCCCCAAACAACAGGUCGCGACCCGAAAGAUGGAAAGUCUUGGUGUGAUCCAUUUAAAGCAUGGCAAACUAUUUAUAACUAUGACAUUGCCUUUGGUUUGAGUGAAGAAGAAGCCAGGUUGGUGCUAGGUGGAGAGGUGGCAUUGUGGUCGGAACAAACCGAUCCUAUGGUUUUGGACGGAAGGUUAUGGCCAAGGACAUCGGCAAUGGCAGAGACAUUGUGGUCGGGGAACCGCGAUGAGGCCGGGAGAAAGAGGUCUGCCGAGGCAACUGAGAGGUUGAACGAGUGGAGGUAUAGGAUGGUAAGCAGAGGGGUGAAGGCUGAGCCAAUCCAACCACUGUGGUGCAUUAGGAAUCCAGGAAUGUGUAACGCAUCCAAGCCAAUGUGAUUUUUCAUGCAAGGGGAAAAAGGAAAAUGAUUCUGUACUUCACUAGGUUUACAUUGAGAACGCCUCUCCUUUUACAACUUGAAUUGAUGUUUCAAUUGAUUAGUAAAAGAAAUGCCUUACGCAUUUGCAUU
This is a messenger RNA of Hibiscus syriacus, 1862 nucleotides long. Its product is annotated as beta-hexosaminidase 2-like. NCBI's taxonomy places the organism in Eukaryota, Viridiplantae, Streptophyta, Magnoliopsida, Malvales, Malvaceae. Gene Ontology annotation, biological process: carbohydrate metabolic process; glycosaminoglycan metabolic process. Bases 1 to 1731 code for a protein of 576 amino acids. The transcript is spliced from 2 exons. Gene Ontology annotation, cellular component: membrane. Gene Ontology annotation, molecular function: beta-N-acetylhexosaminidase activity. The record is from RefSeq and is a predicted model, not a curated record.